CGCUUGCCUUGCGCUCGCUUGAAGCGAAGAGAGACGAUUUUGCAGUUGUUUAUCACACAAGAGGUAUUUGGAUUUCGUAUGUGUCCAAAUUUAGAAUUAUUCUUCGUAUAAUUCGCGUUCAAAAUAAUUCUUGCCAUCUUUGUAUAGCAAAUACUUGUCAUAUUUGAUAGAGCUGUAGGCAAAACAUUAUUUUGUUGUUAUUUACCGCCUAUCUCUGCUCUUUUGCCUGCCUUAUUUACAAUGUCAAUGCAGAAUUCCUCAGGCCUCGCAUCUUUAACUGCAACAUAUACUGAUUCGGAAGCAGAAGAUGAAACUGGAGAUAUUUCCAGCCCUUCACCAGAAAAGCCCAAGCCCCUUCCUCCAGUUGUGGUAUCACCUUCCGUACGCCAUCAAAAUGCCAAGAGACUUGCCCAGUUAGUAUCAUAUCAUGAUGACACUAUUGUCUCUGAUGAGGAAGGUGAGGGUGGUGCAGUGUCGGAUGAUGCUAUGGAAACUAAAGAAGAAGUUGAAGAAAAGGCCGUAGAGGAGGCUGAACCAGAAGAAGAAAUUGAGCCUACUAUGGAUGGAGUUAAAUUGCCUCCUGAACCGCAAGGACAUUGCUCCAUGGCACUUCAAGACAAAAUCAAAAAGUUUCAUGAUAGACUAAAGAGUAAUGUAAAUUUUGACAUGAAUAAGCUUAUCCAGGACAGAAAAGACUUUCGCAAUCCUAGCAUUUAUGAGAAGCUAGUUCAAUUUUGUGAGCUCAAUGAACUUGGUACUAAUUAUCCUCCUGAAAUUUAUAAUCCUCUUAUGUGGGGCAAAGAAUCAUACUUUGAAGAAUUAGCAAAAGUUCAGAAAGCAGAGACAGAAAAAAGAGAAAAGGAGAGAAAAGAAAAGACAAAGGUCGAGUUUGUAUCUGGCACAGCGAAGCGAACAGCCGGAGUCAGUCUUCUUUCAGCUGAAGAGGAGGCUAAGAGGCGGAAAUCAAAAUGGGACCAAGUAGGCGGUGUUGGUGGCAGUGUAGCAGCUCCUGUUGUAAGACCUGUUGGGUUAAUGCAGCAUCCUGCCCUUACCACUAGUGCUACUGGUACUAAAGGGACUGUAAUAUCAGCAUUUGGUUCUCUCCCCAAAAAACCCAAAACUUGAGCUCUUUAGUUAACUUAGUCAAAAAUUUUAUAAACUAUCUAAUUAUCUCUUUUUUUAGAUGUACCAUACUGUUCUUGUCUCUUAAGACUGUUGCAGAAACUGUUGUUGCAAAUUUCAACCUCAAAUCUUGUAGUAAAAUGUAAAAUGUUGAAAUUUGUUUUCUACGAUUAAAAUUAGGUUCAAUAGAUGAUAAACCGACUGUUAUAUUGAUAGUAAACAAUUCUUAUUAAAUGAGUUAUUUUUGCAAUGCAUGUAUUUUAUAUACUUGAGGGUCUCUAUAAACAUUUCUCAUACACUCAAUUAAAUUUUUGUUAAACUUU
Messenger RNA from Frankliniella occidentalis (western flower thrips), 1445 nucleotides. Its product is annotated as SAP30-binding protein. Gene Ontology annotation, cellular component: nucleus. Bases 241 to 1125 code for a protein of 294 amino acids. NCBI's taxonomy places the organism in Eukaryota, Metazoa, Arthropoda, Insecta, Thysanoptera, Thripidae. Gene Ontology annotation, biological process: regulation of DNA-templated transcription. The record is from RefSeq and is a predicted model, not a curated record. The transcript has 5 exons.